UUAGACUCCUCCCUCCGUCACACUUUCACCAUCAUCAUCAAGCUUUCUCACACAUUUUCCCAUCUCAAAUUACAGCAGUAUUAACUUUCGUAUUCACCAACUACUUCAACUCGUUUUUUGAAUAAGAACCCUUUGUUCAAGCUCCAGAUAUUGACUUGAAGACUCUAAUCAGUAUACCUGAAUUCUCCUUUUUUGAUCGGGAAGAGGGAAGAAGAACUGAAUUCAAAGAGAGCCAUUGAUAUUUUUUAUUGGAUUCGCCGCAGGGUUUUUGGUUUUCUGCAUCAAGUUUCAAACUUUAUGCAGAUUUCAUCUUUCUGUGAUCUGUAAGUAUUUCGUUUCUUUUUUUGUUUAAUAUGCUUUCUACUAGGUUGCCCACCAAAAGUACCUUUUAAUUAACUUUAUUUUAGUAUUUUUGGCUUAAGGAUUAGCAUUUGUUUGUAGUGUUUUGGUUCUUGUGAAGUUUUGGAGAUUUGGGUUUUUGAGUUAUCACACUUUGUUGUUGAGAAAGGAAAGUAGAUGUGUAAUUACGACUUAGGGAAGACUUGGGGGCAGAAACAAUUUUUGUUCUAGUUCUUCAAUUUAGUUGAUGCUCUAAUUUCAAAGCUGUCUUUACAAAUUGAAAUGCUUUCUCAAUCAUUUUCUGUUUUAUAAUUUGGAACCAAAGCACUUAGCACUGAAACUUGAACAUUCUGGACACUAAUAGUACAAUUUUUCGAAUUUGUUUUGUUAGUUACAUUUGCUUAGUUUGUGGAGAUUGAACUGUUACUUGUGCUAAAGAUGUGAAAGUGGACAGGGAUUCUGAGACCAGAUAGUAACGAUGUCGAGACCAAUGUUGCUGGUGUUUUUGUUGCUUAUCCUGAUAAUAACAUCUCAAUUUGAAUGGAAGCAACAGCUUGGGACUGAUGUUGAGUCACCAAAUGUAUCUCAGAAGCAGCAACAGAUUUCGAAAAGAGAAGAAGCUGUCAAAGAGAAGAUCAUCCUGUCCCAAGAGAAGAACAUUCAGAAACUCAACGAACUUGUAAGAUCUCUCAGAGAACAGCUGCGGCAGUGCACGAGUAGCAAUGACAGUACGAAUGGCAAUCUUAACUCAUUGGGUGAUGCUCUUAUUGAUCUCGACAGACGUCCAAUUCUGGAAGAUUAGGGCACUGGGCUUCAAAUGAUUUUUUCUUAUGUAUUUUCUGUACCAUAAUUAUCGAGAAUCGGACCAAGGAUUUUCGACUGACCAUUUCUUAGUAGUCUGCCAUGAAACAUGAUGAUUGUUUAAGGUCACAUGUACAAACUUGCUGCUGUCAUUGUACUAUAUAGGAAGUUAGAAUCAAAUCAGCCCGAAUCACAACAGUCAACAAAUGAUGUGUAAAAUCCAUUUAUAUCCUUUCAAAAUCGGUUGCCACUGUAUGCCAUGCCUUCUUUUCUUUCUAUUAUCCCAUGCAAAAAGUUCAACAUUUAUUUCGGGACGUAGAGAGUAAUUUUGAAGAAGUGAAAAAUCGGAUAUGCAAAAGAUACGUCUACAUUUAUUCAAAUUAUAUCUUCAUCCUUUGCCCAAAAAAAAAAAAAAAGAAUAAGGAAAACUUUCAUUUUGAUACCUUGUUUCAAUAUUCAUUGAAUGAUAUCUAAAUAUGUAUGGUUUUAUUGACAAAUCUUUAAUAAUG
Messenger RNA from Oldenlandia corymbosa var. corymbosa, 1649 nucleotides. The record is from the annotation of a GenBank genome assembly. NCBI's taxonomy places the organism in Eukaryota, Viridiplantae, Streptophyta, Magnoliopsida, Gentianales, Rubiaceae.